AUGGGCCCCUGUACCGCCUCCUCAUGCUGCUGCCAGGCCCGUAAUCUGCCAUGGGCCCCUGUACCGCCUCCUCAUGCUGCUGCCAGGCCCGUAAUCUGCCAUGGGCCCCUGUACCGCCUCCUCAUGCUGCUGCCAGGUCCAGAGUCUCUCAUGGGUCCCUGUACGGCCUCCCAUUGCUGCUGUCUCCAUCGCCACACUCUGCCAUGUGCCACUUUCAGGUCUCCUCACACUGCUGGUGUGUUCCAUUUUUUGUCAUAGGGUGCUGGCAGAUUACGGGCCUCCCAUUGCUGCUGCCAGGCCCCUAAUCUGCCAUGGGCCCUGUACCGCCUCCUCAUGCUGCUGCCAGGUCCAGCGAUUGUCUCAUGGGUCCCUGUACGGCCUCCCAUUGCUGCUGUCUCCAUCGCCACACUCUGCCAUUGUGCCACUUUCAGGUCUCCUCACACUGCUGGUGUGUUCCAUUUUUUGUCAUAGGGUGCUG
Molecule: messenger RNA, 478 nt
Organism: Staurois parvus
Lineage: Eukaryota; Metazoa; Chordata; Amphibia; Anura; Ranidae
Source: the annotation of a GenBank genome assembly